AUGAAUACAUCAAAAACUGAUCGACUACCGACCCUGUAUGAAGUACUCAAUCGUCAAACGUCUACACCUGUAGACCUAUGGUCUUUCUACACUUUCCUCUCGCAAUACCCGUAUGCCAUCAAUUUUUUGGACUUCUGGAUCGAUACAAUGGCGCAUCUGCGGCUAUGCAAAGACUACGUUAAAGGAAUCCGCCAGAGUGUGACAGAAUGGGAAGAUUCGCAAGAGAAGUCCAAAAUCUCGGACGGAAACACCAACGGCAAUAUGGACAACGCAAGAGCCGCUGAGAUUCCUGAAAAUCGAGAGUCAAUGUCCAGUUCAUUGUUAUUGGAAGCCCUCAUGAAUGACGGAUUUCUCGAUUUUGAAGACAGCAAAAGAGUAUCCCAGUUUCUGCAGGGCCAAACAGACUCUCCUAGACUCACGCGUCUCUUGGAAAGCUGGCAAAAACACACCGACCAGGAUAUAGAGGACGCGCCUUUCAGAAGCCCACUUACGGGCCUCGUGGACGAUUUUCUCAAAACGCAGGCUCACGGCUCUCAAAAGGCUCAUAUAACUUCCAAACAGCUGCUGAGCAACGCACAAACGAUCGUAGAUACUUAUUUGAGAUCCCCGAUCGACAGCCCUCGAUAUUUGAUCAACCUGCCAGACCACAUGCGUCAGCAGGCUCUGCAUAUGGUUGUUACGGAACAACGACACGAUCCGGACGUUUUUGAGCCGUUAAAGUCUCUGGCAUUCCAAUUUUUGGAAAUGGAGUGUUUCCCGCAGUUUCUCACAUCUGUGGCUUUGCAUAAUCUGCACGAUGACCUUACUAAGGAGGCAAUCUCUUCUCGGUCGUACGACGCAGACCAGUCAUUGGGUCGAACAUCUAACCCGUUUUCGCAUUACACGUCGCUCUCACGCAUUGUCCUUGGCAUGGGGUUUCUAUGGCUAGGGCUGUGGCUAGGAUACGUGCUAAUAUUUUUGGAUUACAAUCGUGGCAUUAGAGUAACAACAAUUGUCCUAUUUUUCCUAGGGUUUUACUUCAUAUGGACUGGAAUUUAUAAAGUCGAUAUUUUGUAUGCCCUAUGUGGGGUGACGCAGUCGUUGGUAUCGAACGAGCUGGUCUCGUCUAAAGACCUCGAAAUAGGGCUCAAUCGAAACUCUGCGAAUCACCGCAUGGGCCAUAGGGCUCCCGUUUUCCUACGACUUUUGGGCGGCACCAGCAGGCUGGUGAAAAUACGAAACCCGCUUGUGAACGGCAUGAUCAAACGACGUGCAUGGUGGUGUUUGUUUUUGAUCGCGAUGGGCACAGGGAUUUUCACCGUGAUUUUCAGCUGCGUACCGGGCUAUAGAUUGUAG
Messenger RNA from Lachancea sp. 'fantastica', 1335 nucleotides. Lineage: Eukaryota; Fungi; Ascomycota; Saccharomycetes; Saccharomycetales; Saccharomycetaceae. The record is from the annotation of a GenBank genome assembly.